AUGACCGACUCUACCUCGCAGGCCUCGUCCCUCCCGCCGCCGCCCGCCUCGGCUGGCGCCCCAGGCUACGACAAUGGCCAGAACAAUGGGCAAACGGGCCAGCACAUGCCUCCCCCCCCGCUGGCCAUCCCGCAGAACACUAAUCCGAUCCCUACUGCGAUUAGUUCUCCUCUGUCCGGCGGUGUCAUGUCGCCAACCAGCGGCGGUCCCGGCUACGUGCGUCGUGCGGCUCCCGAACCCAACAAGCGCGCUUUAUACGUGGGCGGACUGGACCCUCGCGUCACCGAGGAGGUCUUGCGACAAAUUUUCGAGACCACUGGGCACGUUCAGAAUGUGAAGAUCAUCCCUGACAAAAAUGUAUGUCGCUUACAGUUUCAAUCAAAGGGGUUCAACUACGGGUUUGUCGAGUACGACGAUCCAGCUGCGGCCGAACGCGCGAUGCAGACUCUCAACGGUCGCCGUGUCCACAACACGGAAAUCCGCGUCAACUGGGCCUACCAGUCCAAUAACACGACCAAGGAGGACACCUCGAACCACUUCCACAUAUUUGUUGGGGACCUCUCCAACGAGGUCAACGAUGAGGUCCUGCUUCAAGCCUUCUCCACUUUUGGCCCCGUCUCCGAGGCUCGUGUUAUGUGGGACAUGAAGACUGGAAGAUCCCGUGGCUAUGGUUUCGUCGCCUUCCGCGAUCGCGCCGAUGCUGAAAGGGCUUUGAGCUCCAUGGACGGCGAAUGGCUUGGAUCGCGCGCCAUCCGCUGCAACUGGGCUAACCAGAAGGGCCAGCCCUCCAUCUCUCAGCAACAGGCUAUGGCCUCCAUGGGCAUGACCCCGACCACUCCGUACGGACAUCAUCACUUCCCGACCCAUGGCGUCCAGAGCUAUGACAUGAUCGUCCAACAGACUCCCCAGUGGCAGACGACUUGCUAUGUCGGCAACUUGACUCCGUACACGUCUCAAACCGAUUUGGUGCCCCUCUUCCAGAACUUUGGAUACGUCGUGGAGACUCGAUUCCAGUCUGACCGUGGGUUUGCUUUCAUCAAGAUGGACUCGCACGAGAACGCCGCCAUGGCCAUCUGUCAGCUCAGCGGGUACAACGUCAACGGACGUCCUCUCAAGUGCAGCUGGGGCAAGGACCGUCCUCCGACUGGCCAAUUCGAGGGAUACUCUCCAGCCCAGGGUGCGCCCAACUCUGCCUUCCCGCAAACGCCCAGCACGUAUUUCCCGCAAUACAAUGGACCUGGCCCAAUGUCUCCUCAAGGUAUGCAGCGACAACAUGCUGCAGUAUUAGCGCUUACUGACGUUUUCAUAGGCCCGAGCCCUGGUGGUCAGCCUUACAACCAGAACCAAGCCGGCUUUGGUGGCCCUGGCAUGGCCCAACCUUAUCAGCAAAUGCCGGGCAGUGCUGGAGGGUAUGGCCGUGGCGGUCAGCCAGCUCAGCAAUGGGGCCAGCCCAACCCAGGGAACUUCGGACAAGUCAACAACGGCUUCGGCGGAUACCAGGGCUAG
This is a messenger RNA of Mytilinidion resinicola, 1506 nucleotides long. RefSeq lists its product as uncharacterized. The record is from RefSeq and is a predicted model, not a curated record. The transcript is spliced from 4 exons. The coding region runs from base 1 to 1506 and encodes 501 amino acids. Gene Ontology annotation, molecular function: RNA binding. Lineage: Eukaryota; Fungi; Ascomycota; Dothideomycetes; Mytilinidiales; Mytilinidiaceae.